CCCUGAGCUCGCACAUCAACAGCUCGGAGAUCAGUCAAUAACCGACGGCCACCGGGCAGAGGUCAGAACCCGCGGAGACACCGGCGACACCGGCUGCUGUUUCUGCUGUCAACAGAGCAGUCCUGAGGGGCCAAACAUCCAUGCGCGGAAAACUGCAGACUCAUGAUCGCGAGAAGAAUCACAGGUGAUCUCUGAGACACACACACACACUCAGUCACACACGCACACCGACACCGUCACGCACACCGACACCGGCUCUCCUCAGACCGCGGCCGCGCGCGCAGCACCAUGGGCCGCUACAGCGGGAAGACCUGCCGCCUCAUCCUGAUGCUCGUCAUCACCGUCAUCUUCUUCGUGGCGGAGAUCGUGGCGGGCUACAUGGGCAACUCGGUGGCGCUGGUGUCGGACUCCUUCAACAUGCUGUCGGACAUCCUGUCGCUGUGCGUCGGGCUGACGGCGGCGCGGGUGUCGCGGCGCGCGGGCUCCGGGCGCUUCUCCUUCGGGUUGGGCCGGGCGGAGGUGGUGGGAGCGCUGGCCAACGCGGUGUUCCUGAUCGCGCUCUGCUUCUCCAUCAGCAUGGAGUCCCUGAAGAGGCUCGCGAUGCCGCAGGCGAUAGACGACGCGCCGCUGGUGCUGAUCGUGGGCUCGCUCGGGCUGGCGGUGAACUUGGUCGGGCUGGUGAUCUUCCAGGACUGCGGGCGGCUGUGCGGGCGGCGGGGGAAGGAGAAGAAGCGGGAGGAGCACCGGGAGGACCGGGAGCAGGAGCUGGAGCAGGUGGAAACAGGCCUGCAGGAGGAGAAGACUGAGAAAGAUGGAGCGCCGCUCAACAUCAGGGGUGUGCUCCUGCAUGUGCUGAAUGAUGCUCUGGGCUCAGUGGUGGUGGUCGUGGCCUCAGCUCUGUUCUAUGUGUGGCCCCUGGAGCCCGAGCAGCCCUGUAACUGGCAGUGUUAUGUGGACCCCAGCCUGACGCUGGUGAUGGUCAUCAUCAUCCUGUCCUCCGCCGCACCGCUGCUCAAAGAAACCACCACCAUCCUGCUGCAGAUGAGCCCCGAGGACCUGCCCGUCAGCGCCAUACUGGAGAGUGUGUGUCGGCUGCCGGGCGUCUCCAGUGUGCACGAGGCUCAUGUGUGGGAGCUGGCGAAGGGCAGGAACGUGGCGUCUCUGCAUGUAAAGCUGCAGGCUCCGGCAGGUGCGCUGUGGGCUCAGGUGUCUCUGCAGCAGCAGAUCACGCAGAUCUUCCACCGCGCCGGCGUGCACAGCCUCACGCUGCAGCUGGAGCUGGCCGACUCAGAUGCAGACUCCUCCUGCAGCGCCCCCUGCCUGUCCUCCUCCUGCCAGAAGCUGUCCUGCUGCCCCGCCGGCCCCGUGUGUGUGUGUGCGCCGCCCAGAGACAGCAGCACGGAGAAACACACACCUGAGGCCUGCACACACAGCUCCAAACUCUAGAGCAGGACUCUCCUCAUUCCUCCUGCAGUGUGUGUGUGUGUGUGUAUGGAGCAGCAGAUCUCCUGCGCACCACAGCAUCUGCAGAUUAUUUAUUACACUAAUGCAGGACACACACAACAAACACACACACACAACCCUCAAAUACAGGACCUGCUUCAAGACAAUCGAGCUGAUCUCUGCUGAUCGUGUGUGUGUGUGUGUCUCUAUAAUGACGCUUCUAGUGCCUUAAUGUCCAUGUAUAACCGCUCACACUACUGAGAUAUGCAAUGAUGUUCAAUACUCCAUGUCUUCUGUCUGACAUGACACUCGUCUCUCUCUGUGUGUGUGUGUGUGUGUGUGUGUGUGUGUGUGUGUUGAUUUGCAGUGAAUAUAUGCAGCAGAAGCUCAUUAUUAUCAUUAUCCUGUAAAUCUUCCAGAUUUAAUCAGUCGUCUUCAUUUCUGCUGAUUCCACAUAACAGUGUGUGUUACUCACAAUCACGAAGUCCUUCACUCUGUGUGUGUGUGUGUGUGUGUGUAACUCUACACACUGCUCUGUCUGUUCAUUAUUGUUUAUGAGUAAACUCAGCUGAAUGUCCACCACUGCUCCGACUGAUCCCUGAUCAGCUGCUCACAUCAGCAGUGCUGUGGAGACCCCAUCUUCAGGAGGACGAGCACUGCAGAUACACACACACACUCCUGCAGGUCAGUCGUUGGUGCGUGUCCUCCAGAUCGUGCGGUGUCGCAUCAGUAAACAGAUCAGAGCAGCCAAUUAAAGAUGGAGGAGCUGCAGGUGUCAGUGUUUCCAUGCAGAGUCACACCAACACAACACACACCAUUACAGCUUCCUGGAAAACACCUGAGAGACACAGAUCUGAUGACACACACACACACACACACACACACACUCGAGAAGCAGGAGGAGGAGCUCCAACACAACAGCCAAUCACAGUGCAGCACUCCGCACACAUCACUGAAUAUUAAAUGAGCAGAGAUAAAAA
This is a messenger RNA of Danio aesculapii, 2423 nucleotides long. It is a transcript of the gene slc30a10, whose product is annotated as solute carrier family 30 member 10. The record is from RefSeq and is a predicted model, not a curated record. Gene Ontology annotation, biological process: intracellular zinc ion homeostasis; zinc ion transmembrane transport; manganese ion transport. Gene Ontology annotation, molecular function: zinc ion transmembrane transporter activity. The transcript is spliced from 5 exons. Gene Ontology annotation, cellular component: membrane. Lineage: Eukaryota; Metazoa; Chordata; Actinopteri; Cypriniformes; Danionidae. Bases 289 to 1446 code for a protein of 385 amino acids.